Hibiscus syriacus is the source of this 602-nucleotide messenger RNA. Its product is annotated as ganglioside-induced differentiation-associated protein 2-like. NCBI's taxonomy places the organism in Eukaryota, Viridiplantae, Streptophyta, Magnoliopsida, Malvales, Malvaceae. The record is from RefSeq and is a predicted model, not a curated record. The transcript is spliced from 3 exons. Bases 1 to 471 code for a protein of 156 amino acids.
AUGGAAUUCACUGUUGUCUUAACUGCAGCUCUUGUGUCAACUAAGAGUUUUUAUGUGCACACCGGCGUUCAACGGAGCGAGAACUUCCCCGGAAUCUCAGCCCUCAAAUCAAUCUACGAGGCCAUCCCCGUCGACGUCAAGGAUAAUCUCCAAGCCGUCUACUUUGUGCACCCUGGCCUCCAGGCUCGGCUCUUCCUUGCCACCUUUGGUCGCUUUCUCUUCACCGGAGGGUUGUACGGGAAAUUGAGGUACGUGAAUAGGGUGGAUUAUCUAUGGGAGCACGUGAAGAGGAAGGAGAUAGAGAUCCCAGAAUUCGUGUAUGAUCAUGAUGAAGAUUUGGGGUACCGUCCGAUGGACUAUGGAUUGGAGAGUGAUCAUCCAAGGGUUCACGGUGCACCCGCCCUUGAUUCCGUUUCUCCUUCUGUCUCCAUCUACUCCAUGAGGUGCAUCUCAUGGAUCAUAUCAAUAUAAAUCCUUUUUACAUACUUCUACUACAGCUGUAAAAACUUUUCUUCAUUUUGCUCUUGAUUUUCCUUUGAGAUUGACCUGUAAAUACGUAGUAUUGUGCACCCUUUGAGCAGCGGGUUAGUUCUAAACAGAGA